ACCACUCUAGCCUGCCAGCCAAGGCUGCCUGGGACCCGUCGUGCCUUCGUCGGAGGUGGCGUCCGCCCUGGCUCUGCUCCCACUCCAUUCUCAGACCCGGAGAGAAAGUGUGCAAAUACCAACGCCUCUCUUUGUCUGCCACCUGCAGAGUCUUCAGGCUUGAGAGUGUGGGCCAGUGGGUAGGGGGCUGGGACGCUGAGACUCAAGGAGAGGAGGAUUUGAGGCUCUUUGGCGCCUCAGGAGCCUUCUUAAAGGGUUUGGAGAAGUGUUCGACCUGAAAUCGAACAUGAAAAUCCUCGUGGCCGUGGCGGUCUUUUUUCUCGUUUCCACUCAACUGUUUGCAGAGGAAAUCGAUGCCAACGAUGAUCUAAAUUAUUGGUCCGACUGGUCCGACAGUGACCAGAUCAAGGAGGCAAUGCCGGAGCCCUUUGAGCAUCUUCUGCAGAGAAUCGCCCGAAGACCCAAGCCUCAGCAGUUCUUUGGAUUAAUGGGCAAGCGGGAUGCUGAUUCCUCAGUUGAAAAACAAGUGGCCCUGUUAAAGGCUCUUUAUGGACAUGGCCAGAUCUCUCACAAAAGGCAUAAAACAGAUUCCUUUGUUGGACUAAUGGGCAAAAGAGCUUUAAAUUCUGUGGCUUAUGAAAGAAGCGCGAUGCAGAACUACGAAAGAAGACGUAAAUAAACCCCUGAACGCACUAUCUAUUCAUCUUCAUCUGUGUCAGUGAGCAGUGAACGGUAAAAUAAAAUGUGCGCUAUGAGGAAUGAUUAUUUAUUUAAUAACACAUGUUGUUGUGAGUGAAAAACUCAAAAAAGAAGUGUUUAUUUUUUCAUAUUGUGCCAAUAAGCCUUGUAAUUCUAAUGUGGUGACCUCCCCAGAAGUAGAAAUUAGUUGUAAUUUCAGCAAAGCACAGUGAUGAAGGAGCUGUCCAAGCUUGGCAGUGACGCAGUCUCCAAAGAAAGGACCCUUCUGUGAGCCAGCGCAGGCAGCUGCUGCUGGAAGCAGAGACUCCUGUGCGUCUCUCUCACGCUACCCCUGGUUCUGCUUUCAUGCUGAUAAUGUACUGAGACUUCGGUAUUUGACUCUAUUUGUAUCCUAGCAGCAUGUUUCCUGUUUCGUGACUAUAUAGAGAUGUUUUGAAAAAGUUUCAAUGUAAUUCUCUGGUCUUCAGUCAUUGUAUGAUGUGUUGUGAUAGCUACCAUUUUAAAUAAAAGAAUGUAUCUUCAGGAA
Molecule: messenger RNA, 1225 nt
Organism: Mus musculus (house mouse)
Lineage: Eukaryota; Metazoa; Chordata; Mammalia; Rodentia; Muridae
Gene: Tac1
Product: tachykinin 1
Exons: 7
Coding region: 287-679 (130 amino acids)
Biological process (GO): tachykinin receptor signaling pathway
Cellular component (GO): extracellular region
Source: RefSeq, a predicted model, not a curated record